Molecule: messenger RNA, 1564 nt
Organism: Zerene cesonia (dogface butterfly)
Lineage: Eukaryota; Metazoa; Arthropoda; Insecta; Lepidoptera; Pieridae
Product: alpha-tocopherol transfer protein-like
Exons: 8
Coding region: 402-1265 (287 amino acids)
Cellular component (GO): membrane
Molecular function (GO): phosphatidylinositol bisphosphate binding
Source: RefSeq, a predicted model, not a curated record
AUAAAUAUCAAUGAAGUUGUUAUUUUACCUUUAAAUUCUAAUUUUUCCACAAUUACUGAUAAAUUUAGAUAUUUAUUUCUCUUUGCCACUAGAGUUAUUCUUAAUGACUACCGACUUUCUUAUUAUUUUUUUCUUAUGAUAUCAUCGUUUGGCGAUUACUUGGAGUGCGCUUCUACGCCAUAGCGCGGUAAAAUUAAAAUAUAACAAAAUAACAUUGUGCAUCACUUUAUAUUUAGCGACAGUAAACGUAUCCAGAUAUGGGAUUUCAACUCAUAAGCGAAGGCGUAUAAUUCUGGGUUCUUCGCUCGAAGGAAAGCUCAGUCAAAUCACGUAAACCACGUCGCAAGAUCCGAAACGGUAGUGGAGGAAUAAUGAGCAGUUCAAAUUAUCAUGAAUAAAAAAUGUCGGAGAACAAAGCACUGGAAGAUACGUCGAAGUAUGUCGAUGACAUGAGAAGCUGGUUGAACCAACAGCCGCACCUACCGAAAAAUAUAGAAGAUAAAAUGCUGUUGCGUUUCGUGCACAGCUGUUAUUACGACGUCGACAAAGCGAAGGCGGCGCUGGAAUCCUUCCUGAACAUUCGGCUGAGUGUCUCCGACCUGCUGAACAACAGGGACCCCAUGGCACCCGAUAUACAGAAAGUUAUGAAAAUUGUUAACCUAGCCCAAAUCCACACCUCGAACAACCAAUACAUCUGGAUGUGGCAACUGAACGACCCGGGCUUAGAGUACUACGACUACGUGCAGGACGCGAGAUUCUUUUUCCUCGCCACGGACGCGUACUUCCUACACAACUCCGAGUUCCCCGAUGCAGAUGUAGUCGUGCUAGACGUGAAAGAUCUCAGUCUGAAGUUUCUAACGAAGUUCAAUAUGUCCGUGGCGAGGAAAUUGUCGAAAUAUCAAGAGGAUGCAAUGCCGAUUAGACUGAAACAAGUGCAUUUGAUCAACGCGCCGUCGUCGAUCGACAAAAUAUUUGGACUCAUUAAACCGUUUAUGAAAAAAGAACUUACUGAGUUGAUACAUUUCCAUCCGCCGAAUUCGCAAACUCUAUUUAAGUACAUCGACCGAGCGGACCUGCCCGAGGACUACGGGGGCACUCGCCCGCCGAUGGCCGAGCAGAAUAAAGAGAUCAUUGCUAUUAUUAUGAGCAAGAGGAAAGAGCUAAUGGACGAUACAUUGUGGAGAGCCAUUCCAACUGAGAAGAAGAAUAAAUCAAGCAAUAACAUCACAGCAGUGCCGUCGUUCAGGUCUCUGGCUAUUGAUUAGAUUUAAAAAAAAAAAGGUAUAUUUGCAUAGAUCUGUUUUGAUUUAAAAUAUAUAAUUACAUUUUGCCUUUAGAAAUUCGCUAUAAAUUAAUGCGAAAAUUAUUUAGAGAUUAAAAUUAGCACCAGGAACUAAGGUAAACAGGGUUUACAGGUAGUGUUAAAAGUAUGAAUUAUAAUUAUGUAUAUUAUAUUAGAAUUAUAUAUUAUUAAAGUUCUAUAACAGCGUAUAUAUCCUUGCCUUUAUUAUUUGCUUCUAAGAUGGAUGCCAAAGUAGGGUUGUCAUAAUUAAAAAAAAAAAAA